Molecule: messenger RNA, 2295 nt
Organism: Scomber japonicus (chub mackerel)
Lineage: Eukaryota; Metazoa; Chordata; Actinopteri; Scombriformes; Scombridae
Gene: bhlha15
Product: basic helix-loop-helix family, member a15
Exons: 2
Coding region: 174-722 (182 amino acids)
Molecular function (GO): protein dimerization activity
Source: RefSeq, a predicted model, not a curated record
GUGUGCGCUGCGCUGCUCUCUUUGCUCUUUACUUUAUAUUGUGGUGCGUUUAAUGACCGGCUGAAUGGUGACGCUUUCUCUGUAAACACUGAGGAGGAGGAAAGUUAGUUUAACUUCCAAGGCCUGUUGAAGCUGUGAGAUCUGUCAGAGAGUGUGGUGAAGGAGGCAUCAGGAUGAAGUCCAAAGGGAAGGCUGUGAAAUCAUCCAGGAGAACCUGGUCUGACCCGGAACCAGAACUAGAACCGGACACAGAACCAGAACCUGGAUCCAGUGAGCAAGAAGGCUCCGAGGACUCUUGGAGAGGGUCGUUGAGGAGUGGGGGCGGCAAGCGGAAAGGAGGAGGUGGAGGUCGGCGCCGUAGGCAGUACGGCUCAAGCACCAAGGAACGCAGCGUCCGGCGACUUGAGAGCAAUGAGCGGGAACGCCAGCGCAUGCACAAACUCAACAACGCCUUCCAGGCACUUCGUGAGGCCAUCCCACAUGUCAAGACUGACAAGAAGCUUUCCAAGAUUGAGACACUGACCCUGGCAAAGAACUACAUUAAGGCAUUGACCACCAUCGUCGUUGACAUGUCAGGGGCCUGCCUGCCUGCUGGCGGGGUCCCAUCAGAGGCCAGUGCCGCCAAGCUGCUCCAGUGCUACCAACAGCACCUGGAGGAGGAGGGAGAGGAAGGUCUCACCCAGUACCUCACCCACAUGCACAGCUUCAGCCAGGGCAGCUAACAGUGCCUAAAAGGUGGUUUGGAAAACUAGGGGAGGCACCAGGAGGCUGGUCUCCAAGGCAGAGAGAGAUGUGGGUGUACUUUUUAGGACCAAAUCUCAAAUGAUACCCAGUUCCUGUAGGCACACUGCUUUGAAAUCUGGUUAGAAGGGGUGUUUUCUGCAGGAGCUGGGUGCUCUUUCAGAUCAUAGACCUUUGAUGAUAAAACCAGUUGAUCUCAUGACACUGGCACCCACUGAUGCUUGAACAUAGCAUAACACAGCUAAAGGUGGGCUGUGAACCUGUUCUUCAUGCAAAGUAAGGAUCUACUGAUGGACCAUCCCCUUAGCUGACACAAAGACUGCAGAUUGGACAGCAAAAACCAGAUGUACGGCAGUCAUGAAGAGUAAAAAGUUAAUUUGUUACAGUACUCAGAAAGAAAGGGCUAAUCUUUCACCACUUGUCUUUUUCUCGUCUUGUGUGGUUUAAGCCGGGGGGGAAGGAGGGACUUGUUCUCUUUUGUGUUAUCUUAUGAUCUUCUUCUCUGUGUUUUUGUUGAGAAACCAAGGGUAGCCUCCAGUCAUAACUGUCACAUCGAGGAAGAAAAGAAAUACAAGCAGCAGCCCUAAAUAUUUGAAACGCUGAAGCAAUAAAGCGUAUUUGCUAAUGUUAACAAUCCACCACCAAGCUGAGAACACAGUUUACUUGUCUGUUUAUUCUGAAACAGGUUGUCUGUCUAUAGCUUGAAGGCACAAGUGAUGUUUUAAGUGUGUUAUUUUCCUUUUUUGUGUCCCUGUGUGUCUUGAGGGAGGACAUUGUACUGAAAAAGAUUGGAAAAAAAUUGAGUGAACGAUGAGUUUAUUAUCAAUAAACACAUGUAUUUAUUGACAAGCGGUGUUAUUUUGACCAUGCACAACACUUGAGAAACAACAGCACUGAUGUGUUGCACACAACAGGAACACAAUUUAAUGAUUAUUCACAGAUAAUACAGACAGAUCUCUGUACACUUUCAACAUAUACAAACAGCAUCAUUUUCAGACAGUGCUUUAUUAUAUAUCUAGGUCCAUUUAGCAUACAUUUAUGCCUGAGCAGAUGUAAUUCAGUGUAUGUGUGUGGUUUAUGGACUUUUUUUUUUAAACAUUGCAAUUAAUAGUAAUGUACAAACCCUGUUUCAUCUUAAUACAUUAGCAUUGCAACAACCACUAUACUGUAUAAUACUAAUAUCUUACAGAUUUACAACAAAAAUAUAGUGUUUUUUGUGAGUUUUUCUCACUGCUCAGUCAUUCUACUACUAUCAGUCCAAAGGAAGUAGGCAGCAUGCAAAUGCAAAUAUUCUCCUGAGAAAGAGGAAGGUCCAGUUUUAACAAUUCAACCACAGGACUCUACAAGUAAUCCACACGUUUCCAAGUUUCCCUCAUUUACAACCAUUGCACAUGCACCAUGUCAAUAAGAUUAGGAUGAUAAGGAUGACCAACUUCCUUUUUUUUUUUUUGGAACAUCGAAAUCUUUAUAAAACAUGAGUCAACUGUUUGUAUGAGGAAGGAGGCGACCACCAUAUCUUAUGAUAUUAUAGCUGCUGGUUCACACUGGCUCUGA